GCGUGUUGCGGGAAUAAAUUGACACAUAAAACCUGGAGCCUAACCUUAAACCCCUCAGUCCCACCCCACUAUAACAAACUCACCAAAAAACAAAAUUCUUGUUUCUGUGUGUGUUUUGUUGAUCUAACAUUGAAGAUGGGAAGAAUAUUUGUGGUAGAUCUUGAAGGCAGAACAUACAAGUGCAAAUUCUGCAAAACCCACUUAGCCCUUACUGAUGACGUUGUUUCUAGGGUAACCCCUUUUCUUCAAUUCCCUCAAAUGGGAUUUCAUUGCCGCAGAGGAAAAGCGUACCUCUUCAAUAAAGUGGUGAACGUAACUGUUGGACCUCAUGAGGAGAGGGUGAUGCUUUCUGGGAUGCACACGGUAGCAGAUAUAUUUUGUUGCUGUUGUGGGCAAAUCGUUGGCUGGAAAUAUGAGGCUGCCCACGAGGAAAGCCAGAAGUACAAAGAAGGGAAGUUUGUUCUCGAAAGGGAUAGGAUCAUUGAUGGAGUUGACACUGAAUUCUACAUCGAUACUCGUCCAAGUAUCAGCGAUCCUGAGGAUGCAUAGGCUUUGUUAUGUUUGUAUCUAAACAUUUGCGUCGUCGUAUCUUGUAGGUCUAGUAGUUUGUAGAUAUAGUUCAGAAGCUGUUUGUAUCAAAACAUAGUGUGGGUUGUAUCUUGUAGGUCUUAGUUUGUAAAUAUUAAAAAAAGUUUAUGCAUAAGUGUUUAGGUCUACAAAACAGGAUACCUUAUGUAAGGAGUUUUUCGUUAUGUAAGAAAAAAUAGAACUUAAGAGCUAGUAUGGUUAGAAACUGAACUUUUUUAGAUUAA
Messenger RNA from Lycium ferocissimum, 812 nucleotides. Its product is annotated as protein yippee-like At5g53940. Lineage: Eukaryota; Viridiplantae; Streptophyta; Magnoliopsida; Solanales; Solanaceae. Gene Ontology annotation, cellular component: ubiquitin ligase complex. Bases 136 to 549 code for a protein of 137 amino acids. The record is from RefSeq and is a predicted model, not a curated record. The transcript is spliced from 5 exons.